UGUGAUGCUACAGACUAGGCUACGGACGGUCUCUGCUGCGCGCCACAUUCACUAUGUUGACGCGAGGAAGAGCAGCGUCUGACAGGAGCGCACCUCCACUUCGCCUUUAAACAUACUCAACUCCACAGCCAGCAGUCAUGUCCUGUACUGGGGAAACCAUCUCUGCCAAGAACGAGAGGGAGUCUACUUGUCCCAUCUGCUUGCAGCUGUUCUCUGAGCCAAUGUCUCUGCCCUGUGGACAUAUCUACUGUCUGCCAUGUUUACAGACCAUGUCUGCAGGACUUGAUCAAAACAACUGCCCUGAAUGCCAGCAGGAGUACGGUGGAACUGAUGCCUUGGUGAAGAACAUGAAAAUGUGCAGCAUGGUUGAAGCACAUAAAGCUGCUCUUGGAAGUGAUGUCAAUGCAAACAAAUCAUACUUAGACUGUGGCAAAGAAAUGACCGCAACAGAACAUAGAGAGGUAACAUGCUAUUGCUACCAAGCAACCGAACCAGCUCAGAGCCAAUUAAAUGAGCCUGAGAAGCAGAAUCCCCUGGAGGUCCAAGAUGGCUACAGGACUGAGUUAGAUUCCUCAGGGCCCCUACCCGUAUCUCCUAAACUGCACCUGCCCACUCCACCUAAACCAGAAAGCAACGCAACAAAGAAAACUGAGAUGGAAGAACCUAAAUUCCGACUGGCCUCCCAACUCACAGAGUUGACCGUCAGGUUAGACAUGGCCGAGUGUGCUCUGAGGAAGGAGAAGGAACGGGAGGAGGAGGUGAGUGCCGCCAAUGAGGAGCUGAGAGCGGCCGCAGCAAAACUUCUUCAUGACAUCCAAGCUCUGUCCCUGACCUACAGUGAGGCGGUGACCCGGUUAAUCGAAGGAGAGCUGAGCCCGGGUGAGGGUAACCUACGCGCCAGGGUGAGUCAGGCUUCCCAGCUGACCGAGCAGCUGAGACACACAGUGCUCAGCGCAGAGUCCCUGUUGACCGAAGACGACAAAGCCACGUUCACCGAGGAUCUGAACCUCCUGCAGCCACGCAUCGCGCAGCUGAUGAGCCAGCCUCAGGCGGGGGAAGAGGCGGAGCCCGGAACCGCAUCAAAAAGGAACGUCACGCUCGCUUGCGCCAAGCUGGAGGCAGCAAACGCUGAUUUCAAGGCGGGCACGGGAGACAUUCACCGCGCGCUCCGGAACCUUCUCAACCCGUCGGAGGUGACCUUCGACCCGGACACCGCCCACCCCAACCUGGUGCUGUCGGGUGACAUGAAGACGGUGACCUACGGUGCCACCAAGCAGGCCUAUCCGACCUCUCCGGAGAGGUUCACCAGCUUCCUCCAGGUGCUCAGCAGCCAGAGCUUCUCCGGUGGGGAGCACUGCUGGCGGGUGGAGCUGGAAGGCGCCCCGUGGGCCAUCGGCGUAUGCUACAGCGGGCGGCUGGCCCGCAGCGGGCUGCCCAGCGCACUGGAGAGCAGCCGCAGCUCCUGGUGUCUGAUGUGGUCCGAGAACCGCCUGAGGGCUUUCGAGCGGGGUCACGAUGUGCCGCUGAAGUUAACCACACUGUCACGGACUCUGGAGGUGCGGCUGAGCUUCAAGAGCCACAGGCUCAGCUUCUACAACGUCUGCCUGAGCGGGGAAAAGACACACGUGUACACCUUCAAUGCUGUCCUCACAGAGCCGGUUCACGUUGCGUACAGGAUGAUGUCCGCACACCCGAAAGCUCGUAUCACUAUUGGGGAGGCGUUACUAUAAGAUUUUUCUAUUAAGUGCCGUCGGUAAUGAAACGAGAGACACUUCAUCAAAUAUGGUACAGAGAGAGAAAGUGUUUUUGUAUAUAUUUGAAGGGACUACAUGUAGGAUUUUACCAUGCAUUAAUCUGUUAAAUGGGCAAUAUAAGAACAGGUUGUCAUUUACAAUACAACAAUUGGGCCCGGAACAAGAACGGAAGAGACAUGUGAUGAUGGCAAGCGUUGGUAAUUGCAAAUAUUCUAUAGUGCAGAAGCUUAACCUAUAAAUAUACCUGUAUAAUAUACUGUGGGUCAAACAGCAAUAACUUUGUUAGGUGAUUUGACAAAGGUUUUGGAUGACGGAACAUUUUCGUAAUGAGUAACUGAUGCCAAGAACAAAUAACCACAGAUAAAUGUAGGACCCCGUCAUGGUUGCUUGCAACUAUAUAUAUUGUUAUACUUGUAAAAUAAAAAAAUCUUUAUUAA
Gadus morhua (Atlantic cod) is the source of this 2191-nucleotide messenger RNA. It is a transcript of the gene trim107, whose product is annotated as tripartite motif containing 107. The transcript is spliced from 2 exons. The record is from RefSeq and is a predicted model, not a curated record. The coding region runs from base 138 to 1730 and encodes 530 amino acids. Lineage: Eukaryota; Metazoa; Chordata; Actinopteri; Gadiformes; Gadidae.